Messenger RNA from Momordica charantia (bitter melon), 1759 nucleotides. RefSeq names its product cyclophilin 38 (gene CYP38). Gene Ontology annotation, biological process: protein peptidyl-prolyl isomerization. Gene Ontology annotation, molecular function: peptidyl-prolyl cis-trans isomerase activity. The record is from RefSeq and is a predicted model, not a curated record. Lineage: Eukaryota; Viridiplantae; Streptophyta; Magnoliopsida; Cucurbitales; Cucurbitaceae.
CCAAGAACAAUGAGCAAUCGUGUUUCACAAUCUGUGAAUAACAAACCAAACAAUCAAAAACCUUAUCUUCAUCUUCUUCUUCUUUUUCUCAAUCCUUUCCCCAUCCCUUCGAUUUCAGGCACUCCUUUUGUUUUCUCUCAAUCCUAAUCCAAUCUUAUUUGGGUUUUCGAACUGACUGUAUUUUACCUUUUAAGUUCACUUCAAUGGCGGCCAUUAUCUCCUGCAAGUUCUGUUCCUCUCUAGUCACCUCCAAAUCCUCAAUACCCACCACCCAUUGUCGCUCCUCCAAGCUCUGGAAUGGCGGUUGGUCCAAAACAUUUGGCCCCAGAUGCUCCUCCUCCAAUCGGAUUAAAUGUGAGCUUCAGAAUGCGAAGAACGGCAGUCCAUUUUGCUUGAAGGAGUUUGCAAUCUCAACGGCUUUGGCAUUUAGUUUAAUUACAGGGGUUCCUACAUUAGGCUCCUCUGCAGAUGCAUAUGCGACUGCUGGUCCAGUGAUUCCCGACCUGUCCGUGUUGAUAUCCGGUCCGCCAAUAAAGGAUCCCGGAGCUUUGUUGAGAUAUGCUUUGCCUAUUAACAAUAAAGCUAUUAGGGAAGUUCAAAAACCACUUGAAGACAUCUCUGAAAGUCUUAAAAUUGCUGGAGUCAAGGCACUUGAUUCUGUGGAGAGGAAUGUGAGGCAGGCAUCUCGAACACUCAAGCAGGGGAAGGAUUUGAUUAUAUCGGGGUUGGCAGAAUCGAAGAAGGAACAUGGAAGCGAAGUUCUCGGUAAAUUGGAAGCUGGAAUGGAUGAGCUCCAAAAGAUUGUGGAGGACAGAGAUAGAGAUGCAGUUGCACCAAAACAAAAGGAGCUUCUUAAUUAUGUAGGCAGUGUUGAAGAGGAUAUGGUCGAUGGCUUCCCGUUUGAAGUGCCUGAAGAAUACAAAAAUAUGCCUCUACUGAAGGGGAGAGCAGCCGUGGAUAUGAAGGUCAAAGUGAAGGAUAAUCCGAACAUCAAUGAGUGUGUUUUCCACAUAGUUUUAGACGGCUAUAACGCUCCCGUAAGUGCUGGGAAUUUCAUCGACUUGGUCGAAAGGCACUUCUACGAUGGCAUGGAAAUUCAAAGAGCGGACGGUUUUGUCGUUCAGACUGGUGAUCCAGAAGGUCCUGCCGAGGGUUUCAUUGAUCCUAGUACUGAGAAAACCCGAACUGUACCAUUAGAAAUCAUGGUUGAUGGGGAGAAAGCACCUUUCUAUGGAGAAACUUUGGAAGAGCUUGGUCUAUACAAGGCCCAAACAAAACUUCCAUUCAAUGCAUUUGGAACCAUGGCCAUGGCUAGAGAGGAAUUUGAUAACAAUUCAGCAUCUAGUCAGGUCUUUUGGCUGCUGAAGGAAAGUGAACUGACUCCUAGUAAUGCUAAUAUAUUGGAUGGUCGGUACGCCGUGUUCGGUUACGUCACCGAAAAUGAGGACUUUUUGGCAGAUCUUAAAGUUGGCGACAUUAUAGAGUCGAUACAGGUAGUCUCUGGCCUCGAUAACUUGGUGAAUCCGAGCUACAAGAUUGCUGGCUAAGGAAGUUUCUUAGUAUCAAUAUUGAAUUGCCUUGUGAAUCAAUUCAUUGCCUUGUGUUCUUUCUUAGUCCUUUUUCUCCUGUUUAUUUUUUUCCUUCCUCGGCCUUAGUUUUGUAAGUCAACUUUGUAUCCCAAAAUUAGAUCAUUUCAUUUAUGAAGCAAACUGGCAUCUCUCUGUGCAAUGAGUUUAACUUUAUAUGAUUGCCUUCUACA